Molecule: messenger RNA, 2415 nt
Organism: Plodia interpunctella (Indianmeal moth)
Lineage: Eukaryota; Metazoa; Arthropoda; Insecta; Lepidoptera; Pyralidae
Gene: Nup58
Product: Nucleoporin 58kD
Exons: 13
Coding region: 174-1850 (558 amino acids)
Biological process (GO): nucleocytoplasmic transport
Cellular component (GO): nuclear pore
Molecular function (GO): structural constituent of nuclear pore
Source: RefSeq, a predicted model, not a curated record
AGUUUUUUUUUUUGCCUUGGCGUUUCGUCGUUUGUUCUUGGCGUCCAUGUCCAUGAUGUUUAUUAUAAUAUAAAUCAUUUUUUACAUCGUGAGUUCGUACCUACCGCUAAAAAGUGAGAAUCACUGUAAUUAGUGAAAAUACGUCAUAAUAUUAGGUCUUACGUAGUUACAAAAUGUCGUUUUCAUUUGGUACACCGUCUAGUGCUCCCGCCAACACGGGACUUUCUGGGGGUUUUAAUUUUGCUGCCAAGCCAGCUACACCUGGAUUUGGAUUGACAGCGACCACUCAGGCCUCGACUGGACUUUUCGGAACACCGGCAACUUCUGCGCCUACAUUCGGGUCUACUGGAUUUGGUGCUACUACAACACCUAAGUUUGGGGCUACCCCAGCACUAGGAACUACACCUGCGUUUGGAACAACCCCGGCCUUAGGGUCAACUCCUGCUUUUGGAACUACCCCAGCGCUGGGAACAACUCCUGCCUUUGGAACUACUCCAGCUUUGGGGACAACUCCUGCUUUUGGGACAACCCCAGCAUUGGGGACAACUCCGGCCUUUGGAACAACACCAGCAUUAGGGACAAAUCCUGGUUUUGGAACUACACCAGCUCUUGGUACUACUCCUGCAUUCGGAACCACUCCAGCUCUGGGUACCACUCCGGCCUUUGGGGCUACCUCUACUGCUCCAGCAUUUGGGACUGGGACACCAGCUUUUGGUACUGCCACUUCCUCUGCAUUUGGCUCGACAAGCCUUGGCACUGGAUUGGGUGGUGGGGGCCUGAAUUUUGGGGCCAGCUCGAACAUUACUGCACCUAGCACAGGUUUAAAUUUAGGGACAACUUCAGUUACUGGUACGCAGCCAACUACAUUAGUGACGCCAAGUUUAGGCUUAGGUGGUGUCGCUCCGACAACUGGCGUUGGGACGACUAAUGCCACAGAUGCCAAAUCGGAACCACCGAAGCAGACGAAGCUGCCCAAUGAGAUAUCAACCACAGUGGACUCUUUCAAAGAAUUUGUGAAGAAACAGAAGUCCCUCAGUUCAGAAGUGAUGCGCGUGUCUAUCAAACCGUUGCAUAAGGUGUCUCGCGAAGCGGAGUCGACCCACCGCCUGGCGCUGAGCGAGCGCGGGAGCGCGACGCGCGCGCGCGCGCAGACCCGGCGCCUGCGCGCCGCCGCCGCCGCCGCGCUCGCCGCCGCCGACGGCCUCAACAACACCGGUCUGGAGCUGGAGAGCCCAGCGCCGCCUGUGUACGUGAAGGAGUUAGUGUCGGAGUUGGAACAGCAGCUGAUCUCGUUCCGGAGGCAAAUGGACGUCGCCGACAAGCAGAUGCAGGCAGAGCCCAAGUUACUCACCGAACAAGAAUUAACUCUGGGAAUCCGCCGCAUGCACGAGUCACUAGUGGCGCUGGCCGGACGGCUGCAGACCGUACAUUCACAGGUGGAAGCGCAGAAGGAGCAGUAUCUAAAUCUGAGGAAAUAUGUACUCAAGGACCCAAGCAACGUGUUUGACACUAAAUCUUACAGCACCAGCCUGGACCAGAUACUGAAAGACGCGGAGUCCUCGAAGAAGAAGACGAAGACGAGCAACUUCAAUAAUUCCAACGACUUCAGCUUUGGCAGCGCUGUGCUCACUGAUCCCAGGGCAGCUUUAGGCAACAUUCAACAGUUGGCGGGCCCAACGCCAUUCAACUAUUUGACAAAUACGUUAUCUCCGUUCCCCACUGCAGAUUGUAGCGGUUCUGGUUGGCAGCCGACGUCGCAGCCACAGCCGACCCCUACAGUGUCGUUCCCCGCGGCUCAGGAAACCAGCUUCCAGCUCCAAAAACCGCCAGGCAAGCGCGGCAAACAAUGAUAUUGGCGGUAGGCACGCAGAUGCCCUGAAAAAAUAAGUGAUGCUUAAUUGUGAAAACAGUGUACUUGUUUGUGGCAAAAACAGUGAUAAUUUAAAGUGGAAAAUUGUGUAUUUUUAGUAAAACAUUAAUGAGAAUCGAACUUUUCAUUAUAGAACGAUAGGUCAUAGUAAAAAUGUCCAAUAACUGGCCAUUUUACGACUUUGGUGAAUUAAGACAAGAAAAUGUUUUUCGCACGCCCAUAUUUAACAUUUUUGUGAUAGCUUUGUAUAAACUAUAUUUUACACUAUACAUAAACAAACAUAGAUUGUAAUUAAAACAAAACAACAUUUGAUACUUAUUUUUACUUUUCACUAAUUAUAUUGACUAUGAAAUUUAGUAACUGGCCGUAGUCAAUUCAGUUAGUGGCAUUAUGAAUAAUCUGUAAUAAUUUUACAUUUAAAGCAAAAUAAAAGAGUUAACAAUGGCACUAACCCUUUUAGCUGUCUUUAAAUGUAUCAUGAUCUAAAUUCUAGAUAGAAAUAUAGAGAAAAUAAAUGAGACAGCAAAAAGUUUGUUUAAAAUCCA